This is a messenger RNA of Oncorhynchus keta (chum salmon), 7098 nucleotides long. RefSeq names its product calsyntenin 1 (gene clstn1). Gene Ontology annotation, cellular component: postsynaptic membrane; cell surface. Bases 208 to 3153 code for a protein of 981 amino acids. The record is from RefSeq and is a predicted model, not a curated record. Lineage: Eukaryota; Metazoa; Chordata; Actinopteri; Salmoniformes; Salmonidae. The transcript has 19 exons. Gene Ontology annotation, biological process: positive regulation of synapse assembly; homophilic cell-cell adhesion; positive regulation of synaptic transmission. Gene Ontology annotation, molecular function: amyloid-beta binding; X11-like protein binding; kinesin binding.
ACUAGCCAUCAGUCCGCAAAACUGCGAGAGAGCGAGUGGCGAUAGAAGGGAAUAGCAAAGCGGCGCUGGGGGCGGCCAUUUUAGGAGUAUCACGGUUGCCGAAUACAUCUUCUGAAAUUGUUUUUCUUGAGAGAGUUAUAUAUUUUAUUAUAGGCGAGGAUAUAAUACGUUUGUUUUUAUUUUCCCGUGUUGUAAUUCGAAUUUGGGAUGCAGAUCAGAAGGUAUAAACAUUUUGCAUCCGUUGUCGGACUGGUCCUCGGACUAUUAUGUGCGGUGGAGGCAGCUAAAGUUAAUAAGCACAAGCCAUGGAUCGAGACAACGUAUCAUGGCAUCGUAACAGAAAAUGACGACAAAGUACUUCUGGACCCUCCACUUAUCGCCCUGGACAAAGACGCCCCACUGCGCUACGCAGAAAGUUUUGAGGUGACCUUCACCAAAGAAGGUGAGAUUUGUGGCUUCAGGAUCCAUGGGCAGAAUGUUCCCUUUGAGGCAGUGGUCCUGGACAAGUCCACGGGUGAGGGAGUCAUUCGAGCUAAGGACAAGCUGGACUGUGAACUCCAGAAGGAGCACACCUUCACCAUCCAGGCCUAUGACUGUGGAGAGGGCCCCGACGGAGCCAACAUGAAGAAAUCUCACAAGGCCACUGUCCACAUCCAAGUGAACGACAUCAACGAGUAUUCCCCAGUGUUCAAGGAGAAGUCCUACAAAGCCACGGUCAUCGAGGGUAAGAAGUAUGACAGCAUCCUGAAGGUGGAGGCAGUGGAUGCUGACUGCUCAUUCCAGUUUAGCCAGAUCUGCAGCUACGAGAUCAUCACCCCAGAUGUACCCUUCACUGUUGACAAGGACGGCUUCAUCAAGAACACAGAGAAGCUGAACUACAGCAAAGAGCGCAUGUACAAACUGACGGUGACUGCCUACGACUGUGGGAAGAACCGCGCCUCAGAAGAUGUGCUGGUCAAGAUUAACAUUAAGCCCACCUGCAAGCCCGGCUGGCAAGGUUUCAACAAGAGGAUUGAGUAUGAGCCUGGCACAGGCAGUCUGGCCCUUUUCCCCAGCAUGCACUUGGAGACCUGCGAGGAGCCAAUCACCUCCAUCCAGGCCAACAUCGAGCUGGAGACCAAUCACAUCGGAAAGGGCUGCGACCGAGACACCUACUCUGAGAAGUCCCUGCACAAGCUAUGCGGCGCCAGCGCUGGCACGGUGGAAUUACUGCCUGCACCAAGCAGCUCUGCCAACUGGACGGUGGGUCUGCCCACAGACAAUGGGCAUGACAGCGACCAGGUGUUUGAGUUCAAUGGCACGCAGGCCAUCAAGGUGCCCGAGGGCGUGGUGAGCACCAGCCUGAAGGAGCCCUUCACCGUCUCUGUGUGGAUGAGGCACGGCCCCGGGGCCAGGGAGAAGGAGACCAUCCUCUGUAACUCGGACAAGACCGAGAUGAACAGACACCACUACUCCCUCUACGUCCACAACUGUCACCUCAUCCUGCUGCUGCGUCAGGACCCCGCAGAGACGGAGAACUACAAACCAGCGGAGUUCCACUGGAAACUGGACCAGGUGUGUGACAAAGAGUGGCACCACUACGUGCUGAACGUGGAGUUCCCCUCCGUGGCUCUCUUUGUAGACGGGGCCACCUUCGAGCCCUUCCUGGUCACCGAAGACUACCCCCUGCACUCCUCGAAGAUCGACAUGCAGCUCACUAUUGGGGCCUGCUGGCAAGACAACCCAGGACAUGACAAAGACAAUGAGACAGUCUCUGAGCCUUCCACAGGCGGCAAUGCUCGCAUGUCCCAGUUUUUCCGGGGGAAUCUGGCCGGCCUGAUGAUCCGAUCGGGAAAGCUGGAGAACAAGAAGGUGAUCGACUGCCUGUAUACCUGCAAGGAGGGCCUGGAUGUGCAACUGCCUGAGGAGGUGGCUUCAGCCGUCAAGGUGGCAUUCAACCCCAACCAGUCGUCGCUGACCGUGGAAGGCGAUGACAUUGAGGCUUUCGACAAGGUCAUGCAGCAUAUCUCCUACCUGAACUCACGCCAGUUCCCCACCCCCGGCAUUCGACACCUCCGCGUCUCCACCACCGUCAAGUGCUUCAAUGAGGAGACGUGCAUCUUGAUACCGGAAGCGGCGGGAUACGUGAUGGUGCUGCAGCCCGAGGAGCCCAAGAUCAGCCUGAGUGGCAUCGACCACUUUGCCCGCGGCGCUGCAGAGUUUGAGAGCCCCGAGGGCGUGACUCUGUUUCCCGAGCUGCGCAUUGUCAGCACCAUCACCCGCGAGGUUGAGGCUGAAACCGAGCCAGAGGCCGCAGAGGGGGCAGAGGAUGACCCCACAGUUCAAGAGACGGUAGUGUCGGAGGAGAUCAUGCACAACCUGGACACAUGUGAGGUGACUGCGCUGGGCGAUGAGCUAGACGGAGAGCAUGAGACCUUGGAGGUGGACCAGGCCCAGGUCCAGCAGCGCGGCCUGGAGAUGACCUCCUCCAACCUGGGUCUCGUCCUGACAGGCGUCAACACCAUGGCCAACUAUGAGCAGGUCCUGCACCUGAUUCGCUACAAGAACUGGCACACAGAGGCUCUCUUUGACAGGAAGUUCAAGUUGUUCUGCUCCGAACUCAACGGCCGCUACAUCAGCAACGACUUCAAGGUCGAGGUUAGUGUGAUCCACACAGCCAACCCCAUGGACCAUGCUAAUAAUGCCAUGGUGCAGCCCAAUUUCAUCAACCCAGUGCACCACGCAUCUGUGGACCUGUCCGGACACAACCUGGUCAACGCUCACCAGGCUUCAGUGGUCCCCAGUGCCGCCACCAUCGUCAUUGUGGUGUGUGUCAGCUUCCUGGUGUUCAUGAUCAUCCUGGGCGUGUUCCGGAUCCGAUCAGCCCACCAGCACACCAUGAGGGACACAGAGGGCGGCAAGGAGAAUGAGAUGGACUGGGAUGACUCGGCCCUCACCAUCACAGUCAACCCCAUGGAGACUUAUGAGGACCAGCACAGCAGUGAGGAGGAGGAAGAAGAAGAGGAGGAGAGCGAGGAAGGUGAGGAGGAAGAUGACAUCACAAGUGCUGAGUCGGAGAGCAGCGAGGAUGAGGAGGCCGGAGAGCCAGAGGACCAGCAGGGUGCCAGCAGACAGCAGCAGCUGGAGUGGGACGACUCCACACUCACCUACUAACAUAUACACACACUCAUACAUUUUCACAUGCACAUGCAAACACACACUUCUUACACACACUCAUAUACACAUACACCUCACAGGAGGUUGGUGCCACAUUAAUUGGGGAGAACGGGCUCGUGGUAAUGACUGGAGCAGGAGUGGAAUGGUAUCAAAUACAUGGUUUCCAGGUGUUUGAUGCCAUUCCAUUUGCUCCGUUCCUGCCAUUUAUUAUGAGCCGUUCUACCCUCAGCAGCCUCCUGUGAUACACACACUUCUCUCACACACUCAUAUACAUACUCUAACACACAUGACUCAUAGAAUUUCUCAUCCUCACUACCCCUCCUAAACAGUGGGGGCACACCCUUACAAAUUCCUUACCGAGGAGCCAUGAUGUAAAAACAAAACACAAAUCCCCCUUAAAAGCGAUAUAUUGUCAAGGUUUCCCUGUCGUCAUCUUAGUGGUGGUACUCUGUGUAGUAUAGUAAUCACCGGAUCGCUGAUUUCUUACUUUUUUAAUUUUGAAUGUUUUAUUCCCGGGAAGACUUGGCCAACAUUUGCAUUUUGUUUUGAGCUACCGUGAGGAAACAACCUUGCACUUUUGUUUAGUUCUUUACUGAUGUAAGGCUUUCAAAAUGGAGAAUGAUUUUUAAAAAUGUAUAUUCCUUGCACAUCUGUUUUAGAUUUGUUUGCCGCUAAACGAGAGAAGCUUUGACUUUUUUUUUCUUUGUGCUUGAGUUGUAGUCCGGCGAGUGAAACGAGAUUACGUUUCAGACACGUAGACCGCAUAUUUACAUUUUUCUCCUUUUAGUGCAUGAGGAUAUUUGAACAAGUCAUAUGUGUAGAUGAAUAAAUUGCUUUUUAAUAUUUUGUAAAUAUGAAGAAACCAUGUAAUUAGUCAAUGUGUUAGUGAAGGCCUAAACAAAUGGGUCCAAUAUCUAAAAAGACGCAGUACGUCGUGUAGAAUAUAUGUCACAAAGGCUAUAGCAUGUUGCACAUUUUUUGGCAAAGCUCUUCCGUCAUACUUGUACAAAAUGUCCGCUUCAAGAAGAGCAACCCAGACCCAGAACUGUACACAAAGGUUUCUAUGGCAAAGUGUUGCUCAUUUUGUCUUUUCAUUUGCAAGGAGGUAGUUAUUUCUUUGCUUAGUGGGGACAGGACUGGUCGGUUUUGCUUUCGGCUCCUCACAUGCCACACCUCACAUGCUAUAUACAUAAGGGCGGGAGGUAGCCUAGCGGUUAGAGCAUUGGGCCAGUAACAAAGGUAGCUAGUUCGAAUCCCCGAGCCGACAAGUUUAUAAAUCUGUCAAUGUGCCCUUGAGCAAGACACAUAAUCUUAAUUGCUCCAGGGUCGCUGUUGAUAAUGUCAGACCAUGGCCGAGACCCCACUCUCCGACGGUGUCUCAGGGAGAGUUGGGAUAUGCAAAAAACACAUUUCCAAUUCACGUGUGAAAUGGGACAAAUAUAAGCACCCACCAAAUUAUGAUUAUUUCUUUGCUUGACUUGCACAGGUGGCAAUGCUGUACUCAAGGCGACAAUGUAUUUAAUUCCCAUUCUCGUCUGUUAUUGUACAGAAGGUAAUUUGAGGUCAAGAUGAUCACGUUCAGUAAACCACAGUCCGAUGUAGCUUAAGGUACUAAGAAAACAGCCAGCUUCUGCAGUUCCGCUAUCAAUUCACAAUGAGUGUAGAUAUUAAUAUUUCUGCACAUUAGGACCAGCAGAGAAUUACACUCCAUCUGCAGUUUUAAAAAGCCCUUCCAUAUUCCAGUCCUGCCGUUGCAUCAAAAAUAUUAGAACAAAAAUACAAACGAAUCUCAGCAUACAGACGGACCUGAGGCGUAUGGUUCGUCUAGCUUUAGGAGGGCUCAAUUCAAUAGCACGGCUGCUGUCGUUCUUUGGAAGAGAAAUUAAAUGCGAGAACUUUUUGUCUGCUUCAUUGCAAAAAAACAUAUUUUUUAAGGAUUUUUUUCAUGGCAUGGCUAUUUAACCUGAAAUAAUAUAUUAGAUGCAUUUUUAAACGGUUUUCUCAUUACAGUUGAGCGUAGUCUCACUGCAGUUGUUUUACUUAUUUGAAGGAUAUUGAAACCUAAGUCAUAACAAAUACGAAUAAAUACGUGACUGCUGACACAUUGUUGUGAUAUGAGAACUCUUUAAAAUGUAGUCUUUUUUGUCCUUGUUUCAAUCUUUAAAAUUAAAUGUUUUUUUGCAGUAGACCACUAGAUUUUAUUGUACAUGGAACUGUACUGUAGAGUUGUUCUAAGAUAUUUGUUUACAUUUGGUAAACUUGUUUUCCCUCUGGUAUUAGUAUAAAACUUAUACAAUUAAUUGAAAAGAUGACAGAUGUUAACCUCCUAUAUUUCCUCUCAAAAAUCACUGCUUAUUCAUCUCAAUACCUUCAAAAAACCCAUGUGGUAAAGGAUUUGUAACCCUCAAACAGGUUAACGUUAUUCCAGCGUUUUAGGAAUCCAAAUGAUUUAUGUACAUUCUGCAAAACUUUCAUAAGUAUGUUUUAUGGCAUGACUUUGGGAAUUUUAGUCAAACUUAAAAGUAAAGUGAGUAAAGGUGAGGCAUGACAAAGUUGGAAAACUGUUGGAAAGGUUUAUAAAGGAAGUCUUAUACUUUGCAUGUUAAUCUAUUUUUAGAGGCCAAAGACAUCAUGGCUCAAGUAACACAAGUGUACCAUUUUAUGCUUUGCAAGUUUCAUAUAAAGUAAUUUUUUGGAGACCGUUCCAAGUAACUUUUUUGAGGGUUUGAGCAAAACCAUAUGUCUGGAGUCGCUCAAUCACAUUUCUGUUAGGCCCAAUGUAUUUAUUAUUUUUGGUCAACUGUCGAAAUGUGGUGAACAGUCUCCCCUUCAAAAUGACUAGGGCCCAAUAAGGGGGUCAGGUUUGAGCUGGCCCAAGUUGGGAGUGCCUUUUGCCGAUCACAGCGCAUUAACACAACUAACAAAACACUCAUCCACGCUCUUUUAGUUGUGGCAACUUUUAUUUUGUAACUAUUUAAUGCUAGAUUUCUUACAGAGCUGGGGGAAGUGAUUUAAUUUUGUAGUAAUAAUAGUCCACUGCUAGUUUUAUUAAAAGUUAAUGUUUUACAUAGGAGUCAUGUGUCUAUGUUUAUGUGUAGCGAAAGUAGGACCAUAUUGUAUCCUCUAUAGAUAUUGUACUGAAUCAUCAUAUUGAGGAAAUCCACUUCUAAAAAUAUGUACAAUAUUAAAAUGCUCUAGGCAGCAUAUGUGGGUAUAAAGUUACCUAUUUGUGUAUAGUGAACGGUAAUUUUGAACAGUGUAUUAUUGCCUGAUUUGCAGACAGUUGUUGAGGGCAGCAUGAAAUUCACCAGAACAAGAGUAUAAUCUUAUUCUCUCCAAAUUUCUCACGCUCAUUUUGUCACAGUCCAUUGUCAAUUUAACAUUCUCAUCUCCCUUUUAAACAUUUUCUUUAUUUAUUGAAAAGUACAAAUCAAACAUACUACUGAACAGCCACCAUUCCAAGGGGCCAGAGUUUACAACUGUUUGUGCCAGUCAGUGGAGCUUGGGCCUCAAGUCAAGUUCUGUGAUACUUUUGAUCAGCCCCUUGGACAUUUUCCUUUCCAUUGAAUUGAAUGAAUGUCGCUGUCCUUCCAGCAGACAUGAGCUUUGGGAUUCAACGGGUGUUUACGUUGCAUGAAUCACUUCUAAUGAAAACAACCAUUUUCUGUAUAUUACAUGUGGAACUGUGCGAUUUGAGUGGGAGAGGGGACAUGUAUACUACUGAUUCUCGGAUUGUCUGUUUUCACAAGUCCACACCACUCAAACAUUUUUGGUUUAUUUUUUAUCUUUGCUCAAAAAUGGAAGGUGACAAUGUUUUCAGAACUGUUGAACGCUUCCUUUUGUGCUUGUUGGGGCUGCUCUCACUUUUCUACCAAUUGAAAGGCAAAUUGUAGUGAAGUUGAUGCUUGCUCGUGAACAAAAUAAAGGAUGAGAGAGUACAAA